This is a messenger RNA of Lathyrus oleraceus (garden pea), 804 nucleotides long. RefSeq lists its product as uncharacterized. The coding region runs from base 1 to 804 and encodes 267 amino acids. The record is from RefSeq and is a predicted model, not a curated record. Lineage: Eukaryota; Viridiplantae; Streptophyta; Magnoliopsida; Fabales; Fabaceae. The transcript is spliced from 2 exons.
AUGCCUCCUAAGAAUAGAAAAUUUGAAUGUGGAAAUGAUAAACGUAAGAAAAAGAAAAAAAUUGAAGAGUUAAUUCAAUCUCAAGUAGGAGCUCUUGAUAAAUUUUUAAUCAAAGAACCGCAAGUUUCAAAUGAAAGUCGUUAUGUUGAUAAUAUUGAUAGUUUGCCUAUUGGAAAUGAUAAUCUUGAUAGUGUGCCUAUUGAAAAUGAUAAUCUUGAUAGUGUGUCCACUGAAAAUGAUAAUCUUAAUACUGUGUCCAUUGAAAAUGAUAAUCUUGAUAGUGUGCCAAUUGUUGAUGAAGUUAAUAAUGAUGAUGAUGAUGCCGAUGAUGAUGAUGAUAAUGUUGAUUAUGAUAUAUUUGAUCCAAGAAAUUGGGAUCGUCUUCAACCUAAACUGAUUGAUUUAUUAGUUGUGAAAGGUCCUAAAAGAGAUAAUUCUAUUGUGAAGGGUCCUAGAGAUAGUUUGAAUAGACGUUUUACGGCUAAUUUGGGACAAUUAGCAAAUGAGGGUUAUAGUGAUUGGGUACAUGUUGGUGAAAGAAUUAAAGAGCACGAGUUAGGCAUGGAACAUGUUAAAAAUAUGACUACUUGGUAUGAAUAUCGCAAAAGGCUGCAAAAAUUUCAAACUACUGAUAAAACAACUCAAAGAUUAAUUGAGAAAGAAAAUGAUCAUUGGAAAAAUGUUUUAAAAAGAGUUAUUUCAAUAGUGAAAUUUCUUGCUAAACAUAAUUUAGCCUUUCGUGGUUCUAAGGAGAAAUUGUACGAAGAUAGCAAUAGAAACUUUUUGGGUUUGAUUGAAAUAUGA